AUGAGCACGCAAAGAUUCCUUGCAGAGAGCCACAAGCAGCACGGUGUGAAGCGUGCUGCUGCUCAUGGUGAGCUGUCCUUCAUCACAGCCAUUGUCCCGGAUGGUGAGCUGACGCUUGUGAAAGAGGUGUCCGUGGAUGGGGCUGCGUGGCCUUCUGGGCUGAACUCCUGCCCAGACAAUCUGGACCAGAGAUGCAUCCAUCUCCUGCACAAGGAGCUCGGGGAGCAUGACUUGGCCCUCGCAGAGACCAAGUUCGGCAAAGGCCUGGAGACCACCAAAGGGUACAGAGAUGGGGACAUUAUUCUCUAUGCCACCGCCCUUUGGUUCGACGACUUGAGCCUCUUGAAAAAGUUCCUCGCCCGACCCGGGUACAGUGCCCUGCUAGACCGCUUCUUGGCUUCAAUCAAGCAGGGUUAG
Symbiodinium natans is the source of this 417-nucleotide messenger RNA. Lineage: Eukaryota; Dinophyceae; Suessiales; Symbiodiniaceae. The record is from the annotation of a GenBank genome assembly.